Echinostoma caproni is the source of this 405-nucleotide messenger RNA. NCBI's taxonomy places the organism in Eukaryota, Metazoa, Platyhelminthes, Trematoda, Plagiorchiida, Echinostomatidae. The record is from the annotation of a GenBank genome assembly.
CAAUUGCUCGAACAAAAGGAUGCUACCCACCACGCGGCAACUACACAGAAUUCCGAGAGCCAGCGAUUCGUACAGCAAGUCGCCAGGCGUUUGGGGUUGAUGAAAACUAAUCCGGACUACUCAGAAAUAUUGGAACAGCUUGGUCAACGACUGGACAAGGCGGCCUUGACAGAGAUGCAGCACGCACAGACUGAAACGCAAUUGCACAAGGCGCUACGCGAUUUGGAAGCGAUCCAGUCCAGUACGAAAGAGUUGACCAAACGGUACGAGGAGAACGUGGUCGAUAGAAAAAUGCUAGGCGAGGUAAUUCCCAUUCACGGCUGCUGUGAAACAGUUCAGUUUUUUCUGCGAAUGCAGAGCAAAGUUGUUUGUGGACGACAGGUGACAGCAAGUUUUUCAUACUAG